UCGCGACCGCCUACCUUCGAAAGUCCGUCUAUGGACUUUCGGAAUUGCUGAUCAUUUCGACAACAACCCUUGACGGUAAUCCACGUGGUGAGUGGUUGUGAUGUGUAGUGCCGGCCACGUGUUGUGAUAUUUCGCAAACCGAUCGACGCGGCUUGAUCGCGUCUUCAUCCGACACCACGGCGUCUCCUGUAGCCAUGACACAGCAUAGUGACGCGUCCAGCGAUCGUUCUGAGGUGUCUAUAUCACCGCCACCACCGGUGUCAAAAAUGUUGGAAUUUGCUAGUCAACAAAAUCUUAAUUUUCUAAACUUGGAGCACCGAAAUAUGUUAGCGGCACCGUUAGCCGCCCUUCAUUCUAUGACCGAAAUGAAAGUUCAUCAACAGCCACAUAUGAGCCCAUCAGACCACCAAAUGCUGCUUCAGGACAAACACGACGUCGACGUUUUGCUGGAGCGUACAAGUGUGCACGUAGAACGCUCCGGCUUGUCUUCACGUAGUCCGUUAGGAGCAACCGUGAAUACUAAUUCACAAGGAGCAAAUCCACACGGUAUUGAUCAUAUAUUAUCAAGACCGUCACAAAUUACGACGGGAAAUUUUCAUUUCCCGCACAACCUGAGCUUUCCGCAAAACGCAUUAAGUAUGGCAUCGAACAGUUCACAAACCGCAACCAAUUCCGGACUUCGAGGCUUCAAUAUCGCAGCCGCCGCUUUCUUUCAUCAUCACGCAGCGAAUUCUGUUAAUAAACCUGUGGAAUUAGGCAGAAAUACAGCGGGAAUAUAUUGGCCGGGAUUUCAAGGACUCGUUGCAAAUCCUAUGGCAUGGAGAGAGCGCCUUAAUCUUAAUUCUAUGAAUCAAGGAGGACUGGGAGGAGUAGGACCAGAUAAAGAUGCAAAGAAAAAGCACACGCGACCUACCUUUUCCGGUCAACAAAUAUUUGCAUUAGAAAAAACCUUUGAACAAACGAAAUAUUUAGCCGGUCCUGAACGUGCCAAACUUGCAUACGCCUUGGGAAUGACGGAGUCUCAAGUGAAGGUUUGGUUCCAAAACAGACGAACGAAGUGGAGGAAAAAACACGCGGCAGAAAUGGCAACGGCAAAAAGAAAACAAGAGGUACUUGAUAAUCAAACCGACGAAAAUAGUGACGUCAUUUCUGAUACCGACGAGGAACAUUCGGCCAAAAGACAAAAUAUUCAGUGAGUGUGUGACUUUGUACAUAUUCUUAUUAAUAUAAACUUUGUACAUACGGUUUAGUGAUCUCGGUGUUUGUGCGGACUACAAUUUUAGCGCAAACAGGACAUUGUUGCAGUCCAACUUGUAAAAAUGUUAUAUAACUACAUAAAAGAUAUAUGUAUACGCAUAUAUAAAUUUUUAGUCCAGUCAUCAAAGCUUCAAUGUGAAUAUGAUCACAUGAUUUAUAUACAACUUUUAAAAAGGCUUAGUGAAAAACAGGUUACGUAAGUCUAUCUAAUUUCGCACUAUUGAAAUGAAAAAACAGACAAAACGUUUUCCUUCCCAUUAGUAUCUGUAUAGAGUUAAUGUUUGGGUAGAUAUCGUUUAGGUAACUGUUAUCGUUAAUUUCACCACGAAGUCUGGAUUAGUAGCCAUCAUUUGUCAUUUUUAUCCAUUGGCCUAAAACAGCUUUCUAUAAGAAGAAUAUUUUGAGCAAAAGUAAUUCAAUUUGUGCGUUUAGUUUUUGGCCCCAAUACAUUAUUUGAGAACCAAUAAGGCAUCAAAUCAUUUUAUAUUUGUAGUGUAACCCAGCAUCACCGAAAUUAAAGCAUCGCAAUUUACCAUAGUAGCACAGUUACAGAAUCAGAGUCAUUGGUUGCUUUGACAUUUUUAGGCGAUAUUUGUUUAUAAUUCCGUUAACCAAGUGAGAUAAAUGUCCAUUGCAGGUAAGUGUUUAGGCUUCCCUGGUAAAUUAUAAACAAAUACCGCUGAUCACAAAUGAAGAAGUCGACGAAGAAAAUGUCUCCACUGUUAACCAAGGAGAAGGCAUUCGAACGUUUCCGUAUUGGUUAUAUUUGACUACAAAUGUACCACACUGCCAUCCUGAAGUACUGGUGCAAUCGUUUUUCGUAUAGACUUUCACACGUGCUACACUGGCAAAUAAAACUAAUAAUAACUACAGCAGGCGUUUCAUUAGGAGGCAUCAAUUCUACAUAUUUUGCUGCUUGCUGAUGAUCGCACUGCAUUUGUUCGCCGUCUGUGGUUUUUAAUGUUCUUCGUAUAUGAAUCAUAUUAAAUGAUGACAGGGGGUUGCAGUUGCAGUACAAUAUUUGCUGAUUUAGUGAUCAAAAUUGGAUUCAGAUCACUCAUACAAAGUAUCUGAGUGUGAACUGUGCAAUGAAAUGGGUCGAAAGUAAAUAAAAUAACCACAAAUACGCCACCACGGAAAUAACAUAUUAAAUUUGCAUUGUGGCCAAUAACGAUCGUAACCAAUUCGAAAAAGCUUUCUAGUCGUAUCCCAAAAGCUGUAUAUUCUUGGCUGAUUUGGAAAAAAAGCAACUAAUGAUGAUGCAAAGCAAUAAUAGGUAUUUUUAUAUCGUGGACAUAUUUUAUGAUUAAUAGAGUAGGUUUCCGAAAUUGGUUUGAUAUUUCGCACCCUCAUUUUAUAUUUAUAAUUCCCGUUCGUCUGUUAAUUCAUUUUGAUGAGUUUUACGACAGCCUUUGCUUGAAUGGACUAACUGAUUGCAUUUGUAUAUUUUUGUUAAUAUUUAUUUAAUCUGUGAAAAAUUAUUUUUACCAAAUUUAUGUGAACAAAAUGAAUGCCAUUAUUAUAAUUAUGUUUAAGUUCGGUUUCUCGCAGCUGCUUCAUUAUUAGGGUAUAACAAAUACAGUUGUCCCCAGCGUAUUGUUCAUUUUGCAGCUCAUAAGCCGUUCAGGGUUGCGUCGUUUAGAUGCGUAUGUAAAGAAACACUCGUGCAAUCUAUUGUAGUCUCGGCAUUUUGCAUCUAACUUAUGUAUAUUACUGACAAAAACCACACACCCAAAAAUGUAUUUGUAAUAUCUAAAAAUAAAAAUGUUCUAAGAGGAA
Molecule: messenger RNA, 3036 nt
Organism: Photinus pyralis (common eastern firefly)
Lineage: Eukaryota; Metazoa; Arthropoda; Insecta; Coleoptera; Lampyridae
Gene: HGTX
Product: homeobox protein Nkx-6.2
Exons: 3
Coding region: 195-1196 (333 amino acids)
Biological process (GO): cell differentiation; regulation of transcription by RNA polymerase II
Cellular component (GO): nucleus
Molecular function (GO): RNA polymerase II cis-regulatory region sequence-specific DNA binding; DNA-binding transcription factor activity, RNA polymerase II-specific
Source: RefSeq, a predicted model, not a curated record